GUUGACUCCCCAAGCCAGAGAGCGAGAGAUCAUGGAGGGGGAGGAAGGUGUGACAGGGGACCCUCCCGAGCCGGGAAACCCCCUCCUCCAGGCCGUGUUCCUCUGCCGCCUGCGCCUUACACGUCUCCUUUUGGAGGGUGGAGCCUACAUCAAUGAGAGCGACGGGCGUGGCCAGACGGCCCUGAUGGUGGCCUGUAAGACGCGGCACGCCGACCGGCAGAGCGCCAGCCGCACCCGCAUGGUCCAGUACCUGCUGGAGAGCGGAGCCGACCCCAACAUCCAGGACAAGGCGGGCCGCUCAGCCCUGAUGCAUGCCUGCCUGGAGAAGGCUGGGGCCGGGGUGGUGUCCCUGCUCCUGGCCAGUGGAGCAGACCCGGGCCUGGAGGACCAUUCUGGGAGCUCAGCGCUGGUCCACUCGGUCAUGGCCGGCGACAAGGAGGCUCUGAAGGUGCUGCUGGACACCUGCAAGGCCCGAGGGAAGGAAGUGAUCAUCAUUACCACCAACACACUCCCCUGUGGGACGUCCAGGACCAAACAGUACCUCAAUGUGCCCCCUCUCACCCCCCUCGACCAGGGGGGAGGGCUGCAAAUGACGGCUGCUCCUCCUUGCGCCUCACCCUCUGAGAUCCAGCUCCUCACCUCCCCUCAGUGCACCUCCUCCUCCUCUCAUCCUCCUCACCAAGUCUUUAACUUUAAGGAAGACCAGUGUUCUGGGUGUGAGACAGUCAGCUCCCAGCCUGACCCCCAGUCACAUGCUCCCGUUCUGGAGCAGAGCAGGGUGGAAAGGCUGAUGCAGCCCCUCCAGAGGCUGAACUCAGAGCCCUGGCUGAGGAUUCCUGCCUCUUUACUGGCCAUGCAACCUGACGCUGCUCCCUUGUCCUCAGAUGACCUCCCAGACAUCAGCCCAGGGGAGGAACUCUCCCUCAUGACCAGCAGGUUGGGCUGGAACAACUACGACAACAGCGCCCCUAUCUGGUACAACUGCAGUACUGACCUGGAUAACAACACUUCUAAUGUUAUUAGCUUUAGCAAGUCUGAGGGGAGGUUGAAUGAGGAAGAGGUAGGGGAAAGGGAUCAGAGGGAGGAGGAAGAGGGGCUGUUGGUGCGUAAGUUGUCCUUUGCCGGCCUCUCUUCGCCACACUCUGCCUCCAACCCAAACCUCCACUCAUACAGCAUCGGCACAGGCCAAGGUCCCCCUUUCCCAACUUUCUCCACUGGUACCAGACUCCGCGGCUGCCCCCUCCCCCUUCCUAUGUCCAGCCUGCGCAGCAUCAUACAGAGACGCCACCUGGGUGCCGACCACUACAACUCUGACCCCCAGCUGGCUGUGCCUACCGGGGGCUUCCCCGAGGAGGGCCGAACCCCGCUGGAUAGCAGGAGACAGGCCACUUCCCGCUCCUCCACCCUUCUGACCUCCAGGGAAUCACUGGUGGCCCCAAACCUGACCAAGAGAGCCCUCUCUGGGCUGGAGCGUCAGGGCUCAGGGGCCCUCCUCCUGGGCCACAUCUCCCAGGCCCGCCCAGGGUGCCUGCCGCCCCUGAACUCUCACCACCACACCCCCAUCCCUCACAUCGUUGGAGUCGCCAACCCCAGCCCCUGUGUCCUGGGCAGCAGUCCCAGCAGUAGAGCUGUCUACCGGGAGGUAGCAGGCCUGAGGCCCCUCCUCCCCUCAGCUCCCUCCGGCCUCCCCAGAGACCUGAGGACCAGGAGGAUGCUGCUGAGGAGACACUCCAUACAGACAGAGCAGAUCAAGUAGCUGGGAGACUUUGAUGGGAUGUUUGGCCACUGAGAUCCAGCAGUGUCUGAUAAACCAGUUUCUCGAUAUUGAUCCUGGGGACACAUGAGUGGAGCCUAUAUCUGCUAACUUAAAGGCGUUGAAAAACACCUACAGUGCAUUCGGAAAAUAUUCAGAUCCUUUUAUAUUUUUCACAUUUUGUUACGUACAGCCUUAUUCUAAAAUUAUUAAAUUACAUUUGUCUCCCAU
Oncorhynchus mykiss (rainbow trout) is the source of this 1984-nucleotide messenger RNA. Its product is annotated as ankyrin repeat domain-containing protein 34B. Gene Ontology annotation, molecular function: protein binding. The record is from RefSeq and is a predicted model, not a curated record. NCBI's taxonomy places the organism in Eukaryota, Metazoa, Chordata, Actinopteri, Salmoniformes, Salmonidae.